This is a messenger RNA of Zea mays, 1186 nucleotides long. RefSeq names its product chlorophyll a-b binding protein, chloroplastic. Gene Ontology annotation, biological process: photosynthesis, light harvesting. Lineage: Eukaryota; Viridiplantae; Streptophyta; Magnoliopsida; Poales; Poaceae. Bases 117 to 899 code for a protein of 260 amino acids. The transcript is spliced from 2 exons. Gene Ontology annotation, cellular component: membrane. The record is from RefSeq and is a predicted model, not a curated record.
GUCGUAUAAAGAUCUCCCCGCCGCACCAGGCCAUUCCCACCAGCAAGACCAACAAACCCACUUCUGACUGACCACUGUGCCGCGCCGUGGUCACCGGACGGACACACAGAACGACGAUGGCCGCGUCGGCGCUGCACCAGACCACCAGCUUCCUCGGGCAGGCCCUGGUCUCCCGCGCCGCCGGCGUCGAUGCCGGCGGCCGCAUCACCAUGCGCCGCACCGUCAAGAGCGUUCCCCAGAGCAUAUGGUACGGCCCUGAUCGCCCCAAGUAUCUUGGCCCGUUCUCCGAGCAGACGCCGUCGUACCUGACCGGCGAGUUCCCCGGCGACUACGGGUGGGACACCGCGGGCCUCUCGGCCGACCCGGAGACAUUCGCGCGCAACCGGGAGCUGGAGGUGAUCCACUCCCGGUGGGCGAUGCUGGGCGCGCUGGGCUGCGUGUUCCCGGAGAUCCUGGCCAAGAACGGCGUCAAGUUCGGCGAGGCGGUGUGGUUCAAGGCCGGCGCGCAGAUCUUCUCGGAGGGCGGGCUGGACUACCUGGGGAACCCCAACCUGGUGCACGCACAGAGCAUCCUGGCCAUCUGGGCGUGCCAGGUGGUGCUCAUGGGCUUCGUCGAGGGCUACCGCGUCGGCGGCGGCCCGCUCGGGGAAGGGCUCGACAAGGUGUACCCCGGCGGCGCCUUCGACCCGCUGGGCCUCGCCGACGACCCGGACACCGCCGCCGAGCUCAAGGUGAAGGAGCUCAAGAACGGCCGCCUUGCCAUGUUCUCCAUGUUCGGCUUCUUCGUGCAGGCCAUCGUCACCGGCAAGGGCCCCAUCGAGAACCUCUUCGACCACGUCGCCGACCCCGUCGCCAACAACGCCUGGGCAUACGCCACGAACUUCGUCCCCGGCAACUAACUGACUGAGCAACGCCGUACAUGUGUACUACCAUCAGAUCCAUCCAUUCGUUCGUCCGUCCGUCGAGUGAACAGUGUGGUCUUCUCUGUACUCUACUUGUUCAGAUCGUAGGCGUGUAGUAGUUGCACCAGCCGGCGUAUGCUCAUGAUCGAUGUGUGCUCAUCAAUCAAUGUCAAUGGCUGCCUGCUGUAAGCGGUCGAUGUAAACUAAGCACAGACGCAUGUAUCGUCAUCAGUGGAUGAAUCAAUCUAUCGAUGGCCUGUGCCAUUCAUUUUUGAAUCGAUCAA